AGCUAGCGAAGAGAGGUGCUGUCACGUGGGCGUCCGGACCUCUAAGGGGACUGACAAGCACGAACAAUCACCGUCUAACUUUUUUUCUCCCUUCAUGUUUUUGGCGUCUGCAGGUCGCUAUGAGUGAAGCUUUGGGAGGAACAUCCGUAGCUCUGGAGAAUCGAGUAUUCCAGUUGGGGAAUACUACGAUUAUUCGUUAAUUGUCAAUGGCACGCCCUCGCUUCGAACCGCUGCCCUGCGUUCCGCCAACGGAGAAUAUACCACUUUAUCAUGGUGGAAGUCAAUGGAUACCUCUCAUAACAUGCCCCGCAGAUUUUCCUUUGGAAUUGUUCGAAAUCGCCAUCGCGCAGCUUGUGGAUCAUCCGGAAUACAAUUCAACCCUUAUCCUUCGAUCAGAACGUCUCUUGGAUACGAACACCGAAUUUCCUUCUGAGAUUCCACAACUAGACGGCUUCCAACCGACUCGUUGCAUCCGUCGGCGUCUGUUACCGCGUCGACCAGGUCGCGAUGCUGCUUUGGAGCAAUACUGCACAUUCUAUUCAGAGGGGGAGAAGGCUUCAUCUGUAUUAGUGUUGACGCCUUUGGGGUCGCCUCUACCCUAUUAUCAUCCGGCGGUAUCUCAUUUGGCUUUCCGCUAUCUGACUGCUGAGCCAGCGACGGUGAGGAUCGAGGUUCUUCCGCUGCCGGAUACGCCUUUGGAUCCAAGUUCGCGCUUGUAUAGAACUUCUCUCGCACUACUGGACACCUUGCAUCGAUAUGGAUGGGGUGCGAUGACCAAUUAUAAAAAGAAGGUCAAGCAUGAUAAUCUAGUACAGCGGGAGGCGUAUCAGGAUCUGUAUCUCAGCAUGCGGGAAAGGCACAAGCAUUUGGUGGACACUUGGCAAGAAGCUACGGAUCCGUUGAAGCAUGUAUUCGAGGACAUCGGCAUUGCCACAUUUCUCAUGCUCCUUUGGAAAGAAACAUACAAGAAUGGCGGCGAUAAUGAGAAAGAGAGUGAGCCUUGGCCUCGGCCACCGGGAGGUUUCCUCGACUUCGGUUGCGGCAACGGGCUGUUAACACACAUUCUCAUUUCUGAAGGCUACUCUGGCUGCGGUAUCGACCUUCGUGCACGCACGUCAUGGUUGCACUACCCUGUGGCGACGCAAUCACAUCUUCACGUUCACGUUUUCGAUCCCUUCUCUUCCAGCCCGGAUCCCUUCCUUAAACCGGACGUCUUUAUCAUCGGUAACCAUGCCGACGAACUCACACCGUGGGUUCCCGUUCUGUCGACAUUAUACUCCGCGUCGGGAUACCUUUCCAUUCCAUGCUGCCCUUGGAGCUUCGACGCGAAAUAUGACCGUUCGCUGCAAGCACCAUUUCCCGUCAGCGACGAGGAUGCAUUCGAGGAGAGCCUGUGCUUGGGAGACCAGGGGAGCGCUGCAUCGGCGUACUCGAUGUACCGCGUUUGGCUGGCUAGCCUCAGCCUUCACUGCGGAUGGAAGGUGGAGUGCGAGACGCUGAGGAUUCCGAGUACGAGGAACUGGUCUAUCAUUGGAAGGCAGAGGCUUGAGCACUGUGAUGCGAACGAACACGUAGAGGACAUACUCCAAUCUGUCCGUGAUCGGGGUAUAUUCAAACCCAGACAGCCAGAAGGUAAAAGCAGAGAGAAUCAUUAGUCAUUAUUUAUACACAUUUGGAACUCCUGCGAAACUUGAGAUUCCUAGCCCUUUGCCUUAUGACAAGUGCUUCAGCGAAUCUAUUGUACCAAGCAGAAAAUCCAGGUGAACUUUAUGGCUGGCUCUCCGGUCUCUGCAGUGGAAAUGGUCUCGAAGAAUCCGUGCAUAGUGCUAGACACAGGUCAUCAUAAUGCGGGCACGAACUUAGGCGCAUGCGCCCGGACGAGACUCAAGCCUGGAAUUCCAUUUCAUGAAACGAUCCAUUGAAUCCAAGCCACAUAGGUCAGAAAUGAGACGCGGCUC
Molecule: messenger RNA, 1958 nt
Organism: Guyanagaster necrorhizus
Lineage: Eukaryota; Fungi; Basidiomycota; Agaricomycetes; Agaricales; Physalacriaceae
Product: DUF1613-domain-containing protein
Exons: 4
Coding region: 207-1655 (482 amino acids)
Biological process (GO): tRNA methylation
Molecular function (GO): tRNA (uridine) methyltransferase activity
Source: RefSeq, a predicted model, not a curated record